This is a messenger RNA of Medicago truncatula (barrel medic), 1090 nucleotides long. Its product is annotated as heavy metal-associated isoprenylated plant protein 39. Gene Ontology annotation, molecular function: metal ion binding. Lineage: Eukaryota; Viridiplantae; Streptophyta; Magnoliopsida; Fabales; Fabaceae. The transcript is spliced from 3 exons. The record is from RefSeq and is a predicted model, not a curated record. The coding region runs from base 363 to 881 and encodes 172 amino acids.
ACGUAGAGUAGACAAUCUCACUACUCUCUCUGUCUCUCAUAUUAUAUUACUCUCUCCACCUGUUCCAUUACUCCUUUACUACGUACCUACGUACAACAUGUUUAAUUUUCUCUCACUAGCUUUUUCAUUCUCUCUCCUACUCUGCAAAACCUUGUUUUGAUUCGCAUUUUCCGGUAUUAAAGUGUGUGUCAUUAUUUUCUCAACAUAGCAAAAGCAUUAUUUGAUUUCGUGCACCAUACAUACUCUCUUAUCUCCUCUCUCUUAUUUCAACUUACUUACCAUAUUUUAUUUUUCCUUCUAACUUCUUUCAUUUUCACAUUUCUCUACCUCUCAUCUGCAUACACCCAUAUAGAGAUACAUAAAUGAAGAAGUUUGUGCUCAAAUUAGAUUUGGAAGAUGAUAAGGCAAAGCAGAAGGCCUUGAAGACAGUCUCAACACUUUCAGGGAUUGAUGCCAUCACCAUGGACAUGAAGGAGAAGAAAUUAACCGUGGUAGGAACCGUGGAUCCGGUAAAAAUUGUGAGCAAACUUCGAAAAUAUUGGCAAGCAGAUAUAAUCUCAGUAGGACCAGCAAAGGAGCCAGAGAAGAAAGAAGAGCCAAAGAAAGAAGAACCAAAGAAAGAAGAAGAAAAGAAAGAAGAAGCAAAGAAGGAAGAAGAGAAGAAAGAAGGGGAAAAGAAGGAAGAACCAAAGAAAGAAGAAGAGAAAAAGGAAGAGAAGAAAGAAGAAGGGGAAAAGAAAGAAGAGGAGAAAAAGAAAGAGCCAGCACCUGAUCCUGUUUUAGAGAUGGUGAAGGCUUAUAGGGCAUAUAAUCCCCACAUGACCACAUAUUACUAUGUUCAAAGUAUGGAAGAGAAUCCAAAUGCUUGUGUAAUUUGUUAAAUGGAAAAUAUGAGAGAAAGUACAUGUGUAAAUCUUUCUCAACUUGUAAUGGAAUUAAUUCUCUUUGAUGAGUUAUAUAUAGGAGAUCAUCACCAAGAAGAGAAAACUCUCUUAGCUUGUAUAUAAUUUGGUGAUGCACCUCCUUAAGUUGUUUUGAGACAUUAAGUAAUGUGUAGAGAAAGGAAUAAAAUUUUGAUCUAUUUGAAUUU